AUGGCAGACGGCCUCGGGCCAGGCCCAUCAUGGACAGGCACUAUCCUCCAAGCGCUAUACAUCAUGCGUCUAAGUAACUGGAUAGCGAUGGCUGCAACCUGUCUGGUGGCAUACGAUAUCCUCCUCACCCUGCCAGCGGAAAUCACCUACAUAUGGCUUUCACCCCCCCGCACCUGUUCCGCACCUGCUCAAUCCCCCCUCGCCCGGAUAGGGCAAACGAUCUCCGCCCGCAGACCAACCUUUCUCACUUUGUUGUACUUCCUCGACCGGUACGGCGUGCUCCUCCAAGCCGCGCUCUGCAAUAUCGCGAAUAUCGACGCUGGCUUGUCCUCCGAAGCCUGUGAGAGGUGGACGUUGUUCAACAACUGGAGUGUGCCUAUCGGGAUGCUUGUUGUCGAAGUCAUGCUGGUGCUACGCGUCUCCGCUCUCUACCUCAACAACAGGAGCAUCCUCUUCCCCCUCCUCCUACUCUGGUUCUUCGCCCUCGCUCUGAUGUGCAUCUUCCUCUCCCUCGGCCUAUCCACCACCCACCCCGAACCCUCCCUCGCUGCCCAAGUCACAGGCUGCCUGCUAGGCGGAGUCCAGCAUCUCUUCUGGACGAUCUGGCUGCCCAGCCUCGUGCUAGAAAGCACGCUCUUCCUCCUUAGCGCACUGAUAAUCCUGAGGCACAUAAGAGAGGGAGUGAGAACGGAUGUACUCCGGCUCAUGGCGAGAGACGGGUUCAUGUACUUUGUCGUUAUAUUCUUUUUGCUGCUGACCAACGUCCUCGUUCCCCUACUCGCAUCCAUGCCCUAUUACAGUAUAAUGAACCCCAGACUGACCCUCUGCCUGACCUCCAUCCUCUGCUCGAGGCUGUACCUCAACCUCCGCCGUGCGGCGUAUAGGAAACGCCUGCGAGAGGUGUCCCAGUUUAGGGAGAGGACGUUCGUGAGCGAGUGGACGAUACCUGAGGAUCUGGAUUUGGGAGAAGGGGGGGAUGUGUAUGUGGGAAUGGACGUGGGGGAGGGGGACUGCGAGGACCGGCCGGUGCAGCGGCAUGGGGAGAAAGAGGAGAAGAAUGUGGAUAUGGAGAAAGCGAACGAUAGCAAGUUGGAGCACUCUUCCCUCUGGUCGCGAACCGAAGACUGGGGGUCUGUCGUCUCCCGCACCACAAGCACGACCCCGGCCGGGACGAGCAGUCCUAGCACGCGUGCGAGCUCGGCUUAUGCUGAUGCUGGGCUGGGGAAGGGGUUUGAAGUGGAGUUUAGGGCAAGGGGGUGGUUUGAGAGCUCGUGGGGUACUAUGGACACGGGGUGAGCUGCGCCGAGUCGUUGACAUCUCCACUCCACGGUCGAUGGACGACCAACCCUCCGAACACAUGAACAACUGGCACUGGACUGUCAGGAAAGCGUCGCCCCUCUGCCGGCCGAAGCGAUCCGCAGAUCCGCUUCAUCUGGCCACGGGGAGGAACCUGCAGACCCUGGCACGGAACGGAAGAUCCUGAGCAUAUGCCGUCAGGAGAAGGGGAUGCCGUGUGGGGCCCCAGUCUUCCUUGAUCUUUAGAUGGAGGCGUACGUUAGAGGGAUGGGUCACAGGGUUAGUCUACUAGGCUUCCGUGAAUAAU
Molecule: messenger RNA, 1603 nt
Organism: Dacryopinax primogenitus
Lineage: Eukaryota; Fungi; Basidiomycota; Dacrymycetes; Dacrymycetales; Dacrymycetaceae
Exons: 6
Coding region: 1-1296 (431 amino acids)
Source: RefSeq, a predicted model, not a curated record